AUGUGUCUUCAAAAUCGAUUCAAACACAUGCCAAUUUCAGAACGUGUAUUAGAAUCAUCAUAUCAUGGAUUAAUCAAGGAGAACGAAACAUAUGUAGAAAUAACGCCACUUAUUAAAGUAGACGAGAAUAAUGUUUGUGGCUUUCGUAUAAUUAAAAAGAACAAAGAGAUCCCAUUCCAGAUUGAGCUCGUUGACGGCUUGGGAAUACUCAAGGCAAAACGUUCGCUAAAUUGCGAGAAACGAAAGACAUACAAAUUUGAAAUAUCAGCAGUAUUAUGCGAUGGAACACAUUCUAAAAGUGCAAAUGUCCACAUAUCAGUCAUAGAUAUUAACGAGUACUCUCCGACAUUUUUACAACCGUCGUAUGUCACGGAGGUUGACGAAGGUCGUCUCUACCAAGAGAUCCUCCGUAUCGAAGCUACGGACAAAGAUUGCACUCCAUUGUUCGGUGACGUGUGCAAAUACGAAAUUUUGACAAAGGACCAACCGUUCACCAUCAACAAUGAGGGUUCCAUUCGCAACACCGAGCCGUUGUCGCACAAGGUAUCGCACAACCAUAUCCUGUCAAUUGUCGCCUACGAUUGUGCCAUGAAGCAAUCGGCUCCGGUGAUGGUCAAUAUUCGUGUGCGACGCGUUUGUGAGGCGCAUGUCAUGGGAAUUCCCGAACGCAUCGACUACGUGGCUAAUUCCAUGGAGAGUGUCUCAUUGUUCCCCAAAUAUCACUUGGAAUUGUGUGACAUGCAGUGCAAGGGAGAAGAAAUGAUUAUUCAGUCGACAAUUUUACUCAAGACGAAACACAUUUCCUUUGGAUGCGAUCGCGAUGUGAGUCAUUGUGUAAAAGAUGACUUGGUUGAUCUCUUGCCAAAAGAUGCAGAAUGGACGAAAGAUUUCAUCUAUGACGAAGGUGCUGAAUCAAUUUUCCACUUUGACGGAUCUACCGGAGCUGUUAUCCCGAAUUCCGUCGUCAAGGUACAGGAAUUUGCGACAUAUCCCUUCAGUAUCAGCACGAUGUUUAGACAUCAUAGCAGCGCUACCGCCGAUAAACACAUGAAGGAACAUAUUAUUUGCAGUGCAGAUGAUCACAAAAUGAAUCGUCAUCACAUGGCAUUAUUCGUGCGCAACUGUCGUCUCAUCUUGUUGCUCCGCAAGAGUUUCAGCGAAGGCGAUUUGAACAUCUUCAGUCCCGCAGAAUGGCGUUGGAAGAUCCCUCAAGUGUGCGACAACGAAUGGCAUCAUUACACGGUGAACGUGGACUUGCCCAAAGUCGAAUUAUUCAUCGAUGGCGCCAAAUUCGAGGACAACACCGAAGAUCGUCACAGCAAUCCCGAAGUAAUUGACGACUGGCCAUUGCAUGCGGCGCACGGAAUCAACACAACACUUGCCAUCGGUGCGUGUUUCCAAGGCAGCGAAAGUCGUUUGAAGCACGGUUUCACCGGAGACGUCGCCGAAAUCAAACUCGCACUCAAACGCACCUUGACGCCGAAGGAAAUCGCGUGCGGCAACGAUUGCGCCGAACGUUUGUUGCCUCCAGCCGAGCAAUACAUGGAAUCCGACCAACAAAUCCAAUCGAACACGCACAUGAACGAGAUUGUCAUCGAAGGCACGAACAAGAGUAACAUCGAAUUGCUGCUCCAAAAGGUCCAGUAUGUCAAUACGAAGGAAAAUCCCACUGUGGGACGUCGUAAUAUCGAAAUUCUCACAACGGUCAGUUGUCCCAACAAGAAAGCCAUCCGUUUGCCAAGCAUCGAUACAUACAUCAUGGUAACGCAAAACCCAUCGCAAGCAGCACAUCACAAAGCUGCCACCGACAAACCACUCACGGACGAGCAAAAACCCCAAAUUACCAUCUCCGGCAGUCAAAAUCACCUCGUUUCCUAUCCCGACAUCAAGGAAGGCGUCAAAAUCCUCGCCAACAUCAACAUCACCAUCUUCAGUGGCAACCAAAUUAACGCAAAUCUCCAAAAAUUGGAUUCGUGCAACGUCAACGUCUUCCCGAGCUUGAAUCCGGAUCACGAGGAAAUCACGUUGGACAACAACGACAACUUGUCGCCGCAAUUGGACAUCAAGACAAGCAUCGGCAAGGAUGGCGUUGAGCUAAUUGGUUAUGAUUCCAUCGAAAAUUACUUGCGAAUUCUCAAAUCGCUCGUUUAUACCAACAAAAAACCCGCCUACUACUUGAAUCGUGUGUUUAAAUUGUCCUGCUCGCAGAUCGGCAUCAACUUCAGAAGUGCCGAAUACACGUUGACUUUGACCGUUUUGCAUCCCAAACAGCAACCGACAGUCGCAACAAUCCCCGAGAAGGCAGAAACACGUGAACGGGAACAUGACUCAAAUGUGUUUGCACAUGCAAUGAUUCACUCACAUGACAUCCAAGAGCCACAAGCUAAAACACAUAAUAUCGUCAGAACCGCACAAUCUGCUUCCCACUCAACUAUGUUGAUCGUAGUAAUUUGCUCAUCAUUCGUUUUGCUUAUCUGUGGUGUCGGAAUCGCACGAUUACGCAACAAUUCCGUCAAAAAUAUCGAUAAACAUCAACCAUGUCCUAAGAUUGCCGACCAACAACUUGAUUGGGAUGACUCUGAAUUAACAAUUACCAUCAAUCCAAUGCAGCAGGAAAGUCUCUCCGAUGAAAGCUCAGACUCGGAGAACUCUGAUUCGGAUGAUGAAGAAGUAAUGAACGGUCGCUACAAGAACGUCAGUCAACUCGAAUGGGACAACUCAACUCUUUAAGUCUGCUAAAUCAAACAAAAACAUAAAAAAAACGAUGAUUGAAAAUGAUUUUUUUGCAAUUACUUCAUAAUUACAUAACAUAUAAUAUAUAUAAACAACAUAUAUAAAAAAAUACAAAAAAAGGAAACAUUGAAUUGUUUAGUAACUGAUACAGUGGCGAGCCCAGAGCUAAAUUUAAUUUUAAUUUUUCAACGUUUUCUUCAACACACUCAUCUUUCAAAAACAAAAAAAAAUAUAUAUUAAAAAAAAGAUAAUAAAAAAAGGAAAAUGUUUAUAUAUAAUAAGCAGAUUGACAUUAAAAUAAUUAAAAAAGUGUAUAUUAAAUAAUAAGAAAUUCACACUAUAAAAAAAUUUAAAUAUAUAAUCAUUGUCAUAAAUAGAUGUGAGGUGUGCAAAUCUGAAUCAGAUUUUUCGAAUUACGUAAACUAAACACAAGAAGAUUUAAAUAAUAUGUAUUCAUCCCUAAUGAGAACAAAAAAAAAAUUAUAACAACCAACGGUGUUAGGCAAUUUAUGUAUUCUGUCCAUUUUUAACGUUAGUUUUAAUUUUUUUAAACAUAUAUAUUUUAAAUAAUUUUUUAUUAAACGAUUUUAGUUGAAAUUUAAAUCAAAAUGCCAUAAUAUAAAACGAAUUAUGUUAAAAAAAAUAUUAAUUAAUAAUAAAAAAAAAACGCUUUUUUGAUCAAUUUUUUAUACACGAACACGAAAAACUACAAUUACAUGCAUUUAAUUUUUAAUUAUUAUCAUUACUAUUAUUAUUAUAAAUAAUUAAAACAGAGAGAAAGUUAUUAUAUAUAGUUAAUUAAUGAUAUGUAAUAAUUGAUAAAACAAAAGAAAUAUAAAUGAAAAAGACAAGCAAGCUGGUUUAGAAUAAAAGUUUCGAGAAACAAGCAUCAUACAUAUUAUAAAAUAUUAAUAACAAUAAACUUCAAUAAAUUGUGUACUUAAAAAAAAUAUAAUAAUGAGUAAAUUUUUUGAAUACUAACAUAUAUAAAUAUAUAUAUAUAAAUACAUAUAUAUACUAUUUUUAGAAAACAUACCUUUUAAGCAAAAAAACCGCAAAAGUAAUAAGAAUAUAAAAAACUCUUGGUACCGAUUUUGUUAUAAUUGAUUGACAUAUCUAUGCUAUACAUACCAUUAUAUACCAUCUAUAUGUUACAAAAAAAAAACUUUUUAACUCUUAAAAUCAUAAUAUCUAUUUUAUUAUAUAUGAUAAUGAAAAAAAAAAUGAUGUAAAAAAUAUCAUUAAUGUGGUCCUUCAAGUAUUUUUUGCAAUAUAUAUUUUAAUAUUUAAAAAAAAAUCAAAAACUAAGCCUACCUAUAUAUUAAAAUAUAAUUAAAAUCAAAAUUCUGGUGAUUCUAUCGUGUCAUUUUUUAUUUUUAAAUUUUAUUUCAUAUUACUUUUUUUGGGCGCAGGACGCAAGCUUGCAGCAUUUCCAUCUUCUCUAUAUACAUACAAUACUAAACUUUCAUCAACACAUAGGAAAAAAACUAAAAUAUACAUCAUAUAUAUAAUUUUGCCAUGCAGUUUGUACAAAAAAAAAGAACAUAAUGAAAAAAUUGAAACUAUAUAUAGAUGAUAGAAAUUUAUUAUGUGACUCUAAAAUGCUUAUUAUUAUAAUGCUUAUGCAAUAUAUAGAACACACAAGAAUGUUUAAUAUUUAAGGAAAUGAUGCGAUGUUAAAAAAUUAAAUGAAAAAAAAAACACACAAACACACAUAAAAACACUACAUUAUAAGAAAAAGGCAGUUACUUUGAAAACUAUACUAAGCUUCAUACUCAAACAGAUACAAAAAAAAGUUAAUAACGUACAAUUUAUUAUUAUUAAUUAUUACAUUAUAUAUAUGAAAAAAACACAUAACAGCUGAAAAAAAAUUGUUUCCAAAAAAAUCGGGGUUUUUGCUUUAAAAAUAUAUUAGACGAUGAUGAACAAAAAAAAGCUCUUUGAAGAUUUAUAUAGAGAUAGUGAGAAAAAAAGGAUAGAUUUAUAGUUUUCAAAUGCACCUCAUUAAAUGUCCAUCCAUAAAAAGUAAAAUGAAAAUAUUCUCAUAGCUGG
Molecule: messenger RNA, 4785 nt
Organism: Culicoides brevitarsis
Lineage: Eukaryota; Metazoa; Arthropoda; Insecta; Diptera; Ceratopogonidae
Gene: Cals
Product: calsyntenin-1
Exons: 13
Coding region: 1-2730 (909 amino acids)
Biological process (GO): positive regulation of synaptic transmission; positive regulation of synapse assembly; homophilic cell-cell adhesion
Cellular component (GO): postsynaptic membrane; cell surface
Molecular function (GO): X11-like protein binding; calcium ion binding; kinesin binding
Source: RefSeq, a predicted model, not a curated record